AUGAAUAUGAUGUUACAUCGAGUAUUUUUCUUUAUAUCAUUCUAUCUCUACGUGACUUAUGCCGAUCAUAUUCACGAAUGGGAUUAUGGUGAAUUUGGACCUGAUGUUUGGUAUGAAAAAUAUCCUACAUGUGGUGGUCGAUUACAAUCGCCAAUUAAUAUUUUAACAGCAUGUACAACAUAUAAAAGUUUUACACCAUUUAUAUUUGAAUCUGGUUAUAAUGAACAACACAGUUUUACACUUAAAAAUAAUGGACAUACAAUUGUUGGUACACUCAAUAGUGAAUCUAAUUUAUCAGGUUUGAAACUGGCAGGUGGUGAUUUACCAGGUACAUUGGAAUUGGUAAAUUUUCAUUUACAUUGGGGAGAAAAUCAUAAAUCAGGUAGUGAACAUGAAGUAAAUGGUAUGAAGUAUGCGGGUGAGAUUCAUUUUGUACAUAUAAAUCCUAGUACAAAUCAAACAGCUGUACUUAGUAUAUUUAUGCAAAGUGCAUUUUUUCAAAAUGAAACAACAAAUAAUACAGUUCGUUUUUUGGAUGAAGAUACACGAAAAGAAUGGAAAAGAUAUUUUGAUAUAGCACAAACAUUAAAAAUAGAAGAUAAUACAACUAUAAUAUAUUUAAAUUUAUCAUUACUUAUGGGUAAAAAUUUACGAGAUUUUUGGCGAUAUGAAGGUUCAUUAACUACACCUCCAUGUACAGAAGGUAUUAUUUGGACAAUAUUUAAAGAACCAAUUAUUUUUGUUGAAAGUGAAUUUAAAUCUUUUCGACAAAAUAUUUAUUUUGAAGAUUAUCGUAGUCCACAACCAUUAUAUGCUCGAAAUAUUUAUCGAAAUUUUUUUAAUGAAACAUCAUCAUCAAUACCAGAUUAUAGUUGUUGUUCAAGAAAAGAUCCAAAUAAACCAUCUGAUAUAUUGAAAUCUUCAUUUGAAAAACUUUAUUAUUCAACAUAUUUAAUUUAUAUCUUAUUAUUGUAUUUUUUUUCUAUUACAUUUUAA
Rotaria sordida is the source of this 996-nucleotide messenger RNA. The record is from the annotation of a GenBank genome assembly. Lineage: Eukaryota; Metazoa; Rotifera; Eurotatoria; Philodinida; Philodinidae.